AUGCACCUUGGCACAUACAUCAAGUCAACUUCGUUUAAUGGGCUCGUGUUCGCCAAGUUUGCCUCCAAGCUACACCGAGACACAGCUGUGGCCUUGCUACGUAGCGUCAAAUUCAACGAAGGCGACCAGACGGUGUGGGCAACACAAGAUCUUCCUCCCAACGUUCGUGCUCGGAAGCUUUUUCUCAUGGGACUUCGUUGGCAGCUUGCGGAAUGGGGGUUCGUGAAGCGGGAGAUCCACAUGGAUGAAGGUUAUUCCAAACUUAUGAUCGGAGACCAGUUGAUCUUACAAGUUUCGGACAAAGGCGAUGGUGUUCUGCAGCUGGCUUGGUCAAACGAGUGGGCAAAUUGGGAGGAAUUUCAGCAAGCUCCCGAGCUACACAGACUUGCAGAAAAGGCCAAUGCGAUUUUGGGGAAGCAUACAAAGGGGGCAGGCAAAAGCAAGAGCAAAAACCAGGUCCCGUAG
Molecule: messenger RNA, 465 nt
Organism: Symbiodinium sp. CCMP2592
Lineage: Eukaryota; Dinophyceae; Suessiales; Symbiodiniaceae
Source: the annotation of a GenBank genome assembly